CCAGCUCCUUCCUUUCAUCAGGGCUGCAGCCUCUACCGCUCCCGAGCUUCAACUCUCAUUCAACUUCACCUCAACAUCCGACUUCCCGUUUUCUGUUCGAUUUUAAUUCACCAUACGAUGGGUGCAACUCUCGCUUCAGGACCAUGAUGCCCCCCUUACUGGCGAGUUCACAAACAGAGAAGGUCAUUGACUGCAGUGUGGGAGCGCGAUCGUCGCCGGAUCCAGUCCGACCACAGGUGGAAGUUCAAAACACCCCUCCUCUUGACCUGGUCGAAGACUCAAUGAAAGACAUCAUCCAAGCAUCCCGCCACGCCGUCGUGCCCACCCCUCAGCCUACCUCACUGGAUGACGACGACGAGCUGUACACCGCCACCCCUCAAGCAAACAAGGCGCGGGCGAGCUCUCCAAGAAAGCUAGCCACGCAGCGCCUCGCCGUUGAAGCUCCCGGCCACUACCGCAGUGCAAAUGGCACGUCCGAAUCUUCACAUCGCGACGCCCCCAACCUCACGAAGACAGUACAACCUGCACAAGCACCCGGGACGCAGAUCGGUGGAUCGAUGCAGACCCCUGCUUCUCGGUCGAAGAAAGUCCCACCUUCCAUCACAAAAUCUUCUCGAUCAUCUCUGGCAGCUCUCCGCGCAAGAACUGGAGGUCAAAAUCUGCCCACUUCAGUUCAAGGUGACUCCGUGGCGAGGUCGGAACCUGCUACGAAAGCUUCAACGCCAUCUGAAGCAAUUGGCUCCAUCGACGCCGAGUACAAAGCCAAGUAUCCUACACAGACGUCUGCUACGAAAGCCCGAACUCAAGCCAGUGCAUCUACUUCAGGCAUGCUGCGAUCCAGGAAUAGCAAUGCAGAGCAGCAAGGAUCAGCAAAUAGCGCGAAACCUGCCGCCGUAUACCAGCCAGCGACUAGCGAUGCACGAAACAGUCACAGUCGAAGCGACGGCGCUGACCGAUCGACAUCACCGAGAAAGAGACGAAGUUCGAGCAUACUGAAGCAGAACAAGCAGCCCAAGCGCCGCGUAGAUACUGUUGAGCAGGAUGUGUACGACUUGCCAGAGUCACAAACUGUCAAAGAAAUCCCUCCGGUGAAGAAGAAGUUUCGGUAUACAAACCGCUUGGAACCAAGAGAGACAGGCAAGCCAAGCCGCAGCUCUGCAUCCCUCAGCAAUUCGAAAGCCAAAUCAAGCGCGGCUUCCAACACUCAGAAGCACAAGCCAAGGGAAUCCGCGGGGCCCAAUGUGAGGACAAGGAGGAUGGCCGCACAAAGCACGGCACCUCAAGACGAACGUGUCCGCCGCUCUGCUGACCGGGAUGAAGCUUCGGUUCCAGCCUCGAAGAAAGCUGCCCCUGCAAAACAAUCCUCCAACGCCGAAGGGCACGUGGAAGAGACUCUGGUUGAACUUGAGCAAUCAGUGGUCAAUUAUGAUGCCGAGACCCCAGAAAAGGAGCGUCAUGAGGGCAAUCUGGAUGCGAAUGAGCUCCAACGCUCUGACGUAGACAACAAAGACACAGCAAAAGACGCCAGGGAGACUGCCAGCCUCGUCAUUGAAGCAUCUCAAAUGAAUGCGAUCAUCGCUUCAGACAGACAAGAAUCCAGCUGCCCAUCACCGUCAUCAGUACACGGUGAAGCCAUCCGCCUUCCCGCGACCACCGCAAUGGACACCAGCCAUUCGGCGACUCAGGUACCGAAGACGCCGACUCCAUAUCCUUCAUCUCCCCCAGUUACCGCCAAUGUGAAAGAUCCCACACCUCGAAAAUCUACCAUCGUGGCUUUUGCUAAAUCCGGUCCGCGUAACCAAGGCCGCUCAUCAGUCCAGAGACCGUCUCUCGGCGGUGGGGAUCCCAACUCAGAGGUCCUACACAGCAGAUCAUCUGUACCGGCCGAGAUCCAGGGCAGCGAUGUGACAUGGCUGCAAGCAAAGCAUGGGAAAGGACCGCCAUCCAUAUCAGCAUCUGUCACAUCUGGUCGAUUCCAGCAACCAAUUGAGUCUAGCAUCGUGGCCGAGGACGUGUCUGCGGCUCUCACCAAUUUCACCAGCAAGCAAAAAGGAGGCCCAGGGCCAAUUUCGGAGCGUUUACGACCCAAUCGUCCUCAGGUUACAGACAUUCCCCAACCUCGAGCAUCUUCGCCAAUGAAAGGAGAUGAUCAAUUUGUCAACAUCGGCGAUUUCGACGCUGCUAUGGGUGAAGCAUAUGAGGGGCCUGCGCCGAGGGUGGGCAACGUGAAAGCAAUGGACCUUCAACUUACCGCAUCUCAGCAGGCGAUGCCGCCGCCACCGUCAAAGCCGACCUUUCAGCGGAAGACGGAUCAGGCACCCACCGUCGCAGCCAUGGCUGUACAUCAGAACGACCAACUUCAACCCCGGCAGGGCGUCAGUAGCGACGCACGACCUAUGAAGCGGGCGCUCGACGUCGAAACCGUCGAACGGCCAUCUUCGAAGCGAUCUCGUGCUGAGGCAUUUGUAUCAGACAUUUCCCUACCCGUCGAAGAGGGGUCACCGCCAUCCCCUAACGAUACACAUGUGCAACCAGCUAUUAUCGAUGUUGCUCUUCCACCCACGGACACCUCUCGCAAGCCGGCUCGGGUUGCAUCGUACGGCUCCCAGAAGGUGGACUGCCAAGGAAGUCCUGUGCCAGGAGGCAUGAUAGUACCAGAGUUAUCGACUGCUCUGGAAACUUACUCUCAGAACGUACCACUGUCGCCAAGUGCAGCGGACACAGACUUCAGUCGUGCUCCAGAUCCCACGUCAAGAGUGGACCGUGGCUCAUUGAACGUAACAAAGCGUCUCAUUUCAACAUUGGCCGAAGAUGGUGCUCUAUCGAGCAAUGUCAAGCCUAGACCUGCUGCACCUCACGAGGCAUCGAGAGCCGUUACUGGAGUCGCAAGCACGGAUGACAAUGAAGAGCUCGUUGGUCGCGCAAAAGCAUUGCCGACAAGCAACCCCUUUACAAAGGCCGAUCAACCAUGGGUGGCGCCGUCCCGGAAGCCUAGUUCCUCGACUUUCGUCGACCAUCUCAAACGCAUCUCUGCUGAGGCUCAAGAGCAGGCCAGAAUCGAUUCUCUCAAGGACAUUUCUCCUCAGUAUGUCAACCGAAGCGUCGUUCCACCCACCUGGUGGAUGCGGAAACCGCUGCACUGCAGAUCGUGGAGGAUUACCGCACUCGAGGUGUUGCUCUCGUCGAACAGAUGGAAAGUAAUCACAUCCGACAGCGUGAGAAGUACGUCGAGAAAAUGACAGCAAGGAGAAAGAAGUUGCGCAAACAGUUGGGCGGGUACAGUCGAGAUCUGCAGGAGAUCCGUGACCAUGUGCCUAGACGUGCGGACAACCAUGCUCCAAAUAAAUCAGAGGAAGAAGAGAAGUUGCUGCGGGUUAUGGCGGAAUACUGUUGAGACUCGUCUUGCGAGGGUCGAUGCGCCAUGUCGCGAUAGCUCGGAUAUCUUGGUUUCGGUAUAGUUGCUCGCGAUGUAUGCGUAGGAAUCGCGGAGUCCGCGAGUGAAGAUGUUGCUUGAUGGCGAUACAAAUGUAAUGCGAAAAGUCCACACCAAAU
Molecule: messenger RNA, 3552 nt
Organism: Neohortaea acidophila
Lineage: Eukaryota; Fungi; Ascomycota; Dothideomycetes; Mycosphaerellales; Teratosphaeriaceae
Exons: 2
Coding region: 144-3239 (1031 amino acids)
Source: RefSeq, a predicted model, not a curated record